This is a messenger RNA of Manis pentadactyla (Chinese pangolin), 858 nucleotides long. RefSeq names its product equatorin (gene EQTN). Gene Ontology annotation, biological process: fusion of sperm to egg plasma membrane involved in single fertilization; endocytosis; acrosomal vesicle exocytosis. Gene Ontology annotation, cellular component: plasma membrane. The transcript has 6 exons. Bases 1 to 858 code for a protein of 285 amino acids. The record is from RefSeq and is a predicted model, not a curated record. NCBI's taxonomy places the organism in Eukaryota, Metazoa, Chordata, Mammalia, Pholidota, Manidae.
AUGCCACUGAAUGUCAAGAUAGUCAAAUUGACAUGUCGAAGGGGAGGAAACGUGCGCUUAUUGCUCCUGCUGCAGACGUUGCUCACCAGGGCCCUGCCCAGAGAAGAAGGAGGACAACAGGGGCUCAGACUCAACCACAUGAUGACUGCCAUCGGGUUGUGUCAUGCUUUUCCAGAGACCUACAGCCCUCUAACUCCACCAGAAGAUAAACCGGAUGAGAACAGUAUGGAUAUCAUUCCUGCUAAUGAGAAAAAUGCCGAUCAUUUUAAAGAUAUAAAACAAUAUAUGUUCAUGACACAGAAUCCGAAUGGCACCCAGUCUGAAAUCUCUGUGAAAGCAACAACAGAUUCGAAUUUUGCUCUAAGAAACUAUGAACUCAUCACUGAAACAACUACAUUACCUACUGGAAAAGCCCUCAAUGAAGACAAUACUGAAAAAAGAAAUCGAAGCUCUGAUUUGAGUGAUACAAGUGACAGCCUGUCACCACUAGAGGCCCUCAAGUUAAAAUUAAUGCUGGGUGUCUCUUUGAUGACCCUUUUCCUUUUCGUUCUCCUCUUGGCAAUCUGUAGUGCCAUGCUGUACAAACUGAAGACAAUAAGUUCUAAAAAAUGUGAGAGUCAAUACUCCAUCAACCCAGAGCUGGCAACUCUGUCUUACUUUCAUCCAUUAGAAGGCGUAUCAGACACAUCUUUUUCUCAUAGUGCCGAGAGCUGCACACUUUGGAGCACUUCUUCAGAAAUGAGAAUAUAUGACACAAGUUCAAAAUCUAGAAUGACUGACAUGAUGAUCUGCACAGCCUCAAAUGAUACAGGCCUGAAAUAUGACUCAGACUUACCUGAGAGAGGAAGCUCCCACUAA